Messenger RNA from Trypanosoma conorhini, 1005 nucleotides. RefSeq lists its product as uncharacterized. The transcript has a single exon. The coding region runs from base 1 to 1005 and encodes 334 amino acids. The record is from RefSeq and is a predicted model, not a curated record. NCBI's taxonomy places the organism in Eukaryota, Euglenozoa, Kinetoplastea, Trypanosomatida, Trypanosomatidae.
AUGUUGGGCCGAGGGUUCUUGUGUGAAAUUCGUUCUAUGGACACCACAGACGCCGUGGAGGACGUACACAAACGGCUUCUAAAAGUUCUCAAGGAUGAGUUUGAGCGUCAAACCCCCUCGACACACAGUUUGUGUCAGUGCUCCGUGUUGUGUGGCGCGUUCUGUCGUAGAUUGGCGACUUUAGACGCCUCUGGCGUGAAGGAUGCUGUUAAAUACGUGGAGCUGCUUCGCUUAGAGCUGAGCAGUCGGCUUUCGCCUGUUCAGGAGGCGUCAUUUUUCGCCUACGCGCUGGGUGAGAUAGAGGCCUUUUCCACGAUGCGACGCGUGAGAUACCGCCAGCGUCUCGAUGCGCUAACAAAGUCCGUCCCCGCAUCUCGGUGGGACGUGGAAAAGAUUACAGACGUAAUGCAGGAAUUAUCGGCCUCCGACUGGCGUCCGGAGGCUGUGCGCGGUUACCACGAAGUAGUUAAGCGACCCCGAGAGGUCGGUGAGGGCGGCAGUGACGGUGUGCCAAUGCCGGUGCGCUGGCGACUUCCCUUGCGCGAUCCGAUUUCGUUGCUGGUCAUAGCGGUUCCUGCCAGGGGUUCGUUGUGUCGGCACAAGGAGGUCUUUGACAUGGUGGCGUUCGUGCGCGCCACUCAGCAGGCAGUGCUGCGUCGGAGGGAGUGCGUGGAGGAAACGGCAAACCCGAGGUGGGGUUCUGGUGGCGACGAGGACUUGCCGGCGCUGGCGUGCCCAGUUUGCGGCAGGGCCGCUCCGUUGCACAGCGUGCGUGUUGACGAACCUAUCCUAGAGGCCAUGCGCCAGCAUGCUGCGCGGGGAGGCACUCUUUCGUCGGACGACUGCGUCGUCUGGGACGACUCAAGGUCCGCCUACGACGUUGUGGAGGCUCCUGCUGCCGCACGCGUGGCGGGCGAGAGGUUGGAGGAGGCGCCGGAGAGAGAGCCGAACCGUCCGCUGCGGGUGGUGCAGAUUGAAGGCCACGUGCUUUACGCAGAAGAAUGA